Messenger RNA from Oryza sativa Japonica Group (Japanese rice), 2209 nucleotides. Its product is annotated as heat shock cognate 70 kDa protein. The record is from RefSeq and is a predicted model, not a curated record. Gene Ontology annotation, cellular component: cytoplasm. Gene Ontology annotation, molecular function: ATP-dependent protein folding chaperone; ATP binding. NCBI's taxonomy places the organism in Eukaryota, Viridiplantae, Streptophyta, Magnoliopsida, Poales, Poaceae.
AAUCCCAAAUAUAUAAAUGACAAAUUACAUAAAAGAUUUCUCAUUUCUCAAUUCCGUUGGGCCAUGACCUCGAGGCUCGUUCAAUAUUCCUUGGUCCAUUUCAGAGCGUCAGCCCAAACGCUCUCGUUGGUUGCCUUAUAUAAGGACGACGUGCAAGCUAGCGUUCGUUCUCCCGAGAGGCCGAUAUACUCGCCUCAGAUUGUGGAGAGAUGGCGUCGGCCCCCGGCGACGGCAAGCAGGGCGGCGGCGGCGGCGGGCCGGCGGUGGGCAUCGACCUCGGAACGACCUACUCGUGCGUGGCGGUGUGGCGGCACGACCGCGGCGAGGUCAUCGCCAACGACCAGGGCAACCGCCUCACGCCCUCCUGCGUCGCCUUCACCGCCGACGACGACGACAGCUUCGUCGGCGACGCUGCCUUCAACCAGUCCGCACUCAACCCAACCAAUACCAUCUUUGAAGUGAAGCGACUGAUUGGCCGCCGAUUCAGCGAUGAUUCUGUACAAAAAGAUAUCAAGCUUUGGCCUUUCAAAGUCGUGGCAGGUCAAGAGGACAGGCCGAUGAUCGUGGUGCGGCAUGAAGGCGAGGAAAGGCAGUUCAUGCCCGAGGAGAUCUCCUCCAUGGUGCUCGCCAAGAUGAGGGAGACGGCCGAGGUGUACCUCGGCAAGACGGUCACGAACGCCGUCAUCACUGUCCCGGUCUACUUCAACAACGCGCAGCGGCAGGCCACCAUGGACGCCGGCGCCAUCGCCGGCCUCAACGUGAUGCGCAUCAUCAACGAGCCCACCGCCGCCGCCCUCGCCUACGGUCUCGAGAAGAUGCCCGUCAGCAACAAGGGGAGGAUGGUGCUCGUGUUCGAUCUCGGUGGCGGCACAUUCGACAUCUCCCUUCUCAACAUCGAUCCCGGUGUCAACAUCGAUAUGGGCCUCUUCGAGGUGAAGGCCACCGCCGGUGACACUCACCUUGGCGGAGCGGAUUUCGACAACGAGUUGGUGAAGCACUCCUUGCGAGAGUUCAAUCGGAAACAUGGGUCGAUGGACAUUGAAAGCAAUCAGAAGGCGUUAAGGAGAUUGAGGACCGCCUGCGAGAGAGCGAAGAGGAUGCUGUCAUCCACGAUGCAGACCACCAUUGAGGUAGACUCGCUCCAUCAAGGCAUCGACUUCCGCGUCACCCUCACCCGAUCCCGAUUUGAGGAGCUGAACAAGGAUCUCUUCAGCAAGUGCAUGGAGGCUAUGGAGAAUUGCCUCCGCGACGCCAAGGUGGACAAGUGGAGUGUUGACGAUGUCGUCCUCGUGGGUGGCUCCACCCGCAUACCCAAGGUGCAGAAGAUGCUGAGUGAGUUCUUCGACGGGAAGGAGCUCUGCCGCAGCAUCAACCCCGAUGAAGCCGUCGCGUAUGGCGCCGCCAUCCAGGCCUCCAUUUUAUGUGGUGGAACCGAUGAUAAGAGGUUGGUUGAUAUGCUUCUCCGCGAAGUCACGCCGCUCUCGCUAGGUGUUGAGACUGAAGAUAAUUGUACAAUGAGCGUGGUGAUCCCAAGGAACACUGCAAUCCCGACCAAGAAGGUGAAAAACUUCACUACUCUCUACGACAACCAGAUCAACGUGAGCUUUCCGGUGUACGAGGGUGAGAGCGCAAACACCAAGGACAACAACCUGCUCGGCGAGUUCACGCUAUAUGGCAUCCCCCCGGCACCCAAGAGAGUGCCAUCUAUCGAUGUCACUUUCGACAUUGAUGCCAACGGGGUCUUGAACGUUUCUGCCGAGCACAAGGUCACCGGACAGAAGAACAGCAUCACCAUCACUAACCGCAGCGGACGGCUGAACAAGGAGGAAAUCGAUCGCAUGGCUCUGGAGGCCGAGAGGCACAAGAUGAAGGAUCAAGCAAAACGAAGUAGUCUAAAUGAACUGAACAUUGAAAGUGAUUCUGCGACCUACCAUGAUCAAAGAAGUAUCAUCGGCAUCCUAAUGCAAUGGGCUAGCUGCUACAGGGGUUUGAUUAUUGGGUGCUUAACGCUAGUAUUGUCAUGCAACUUCUGGCUUGGCACAUGUAUGGCCAAAUCCUAGCUUAAGCUUUUAUUAAUUGUUUCUGGGACAAUGUUUUAAUUGCUGAUAUUGGAGUAAUCUUCUGUAUCUGUUUAGUGUCUUGCAUUUGCUGAUCUUUGGCAGUAGUAGUUUCAGUUUUCCUUCGAUACACCCAGUUGUCUGAUGUCAAA